Branchiostoma belcheri (Belcher's lancelet) is the source of this 729-nucleotide messenger RNA. RefSeq lists its product as uncharacterized. Bases 1 to 729 code for a protein of 242 amino acids. The transcript is spliced from 7 exons. NCBI's taxonomy places the organism in Eukaryota, Metazoa, Chordata, Leptocardii, Amphioxiformes, Branchiostomatidae. The record is from RefSeq and is a predicted model, not a curated record.
AUGUCAUCAUGGGUUGCCGUAGACGACAAUCCAAGUAUGGAGUACAGCUCCUCGUGCGUCAGGGUGUCAUCCUUUGGAAGUCUUAUGCACUUUGGGCUUGAAAAUAAGCCGGCAGGUGCAGGCAGCAGGUGUGUGGACUGCCAGGUGGAGAACACCUGUCCUUUUUCGGCCAAGAAGAUCUACCUAGAGAGGGUGAAACAGGGCCUGACAGACUUCCCAGUCAGUGCGGUGUGUCCUCAGGAGCCGGUGGAUGUAGAGAAUCUGACCGAGGCGCUGAGAACUGGGCCGUACGGACGCUGUGUGUACGAGUGUGACAACGACGUUGUCUCCAAUCAGGUGGUGAACUUCCAGUUCGAUGGUGGCCAAACGGUUUCCUUCGACAUGGUGGGCUUCACACAGGAGGUCUGUGAGCGACAGACCAGGAUCUCAGGCACCAAGGGAGAGCUGCGCUGGUCCAGUCCCGGUCCCGUGUAUGUGUUUGACUUCCUGACUCAGACAUCCACGGAACAUCCCUGUGCAGCAGCGCCCCCUAACAAGAUGCGUGAAAUGCAUGGCGGUGAUUACUUCCUGAUGGAUGCUUUUGUCAAGGCUGUUGAAAACGGUGACCGAUCCUGCGUACUGACCGAACCACAGGAGACUCUGCAGAGCCACCAGCUGGUGUUUGCUGCUGAGCAGGCUCGUUUGCAGGACAGGGUCAUUACCAUAAACCCUGAUGGUUCCCAUAACUAA